Messenger RNA from Cucurbitaria berberidis CBS 394.84, 1673 nucleotides. RefSeq names its product alpha/beta-hydrolase. The coding region runs from base 224 to 1228 and encodes 334 amino acids. Gene Ontology annotation, biological process: triglyceride catabolic process. Lineage: Eukaryota; Fungi; Ascomycota; Dothideomycetes; Pleosporales; Cucurbitariaceae. The transcript is spliced from 4 exons. Gene Ontology annotation, cellular component: cytosol. Gene Ontology annotation, molecular function: sterol ester esterase activity; triacylglycerol lipase activity. The record is from RefSeq and is a predicted model, not a curated record.
UUACCAAUCGAGUAAUCCGAAGCAACCAUACGGAGAUAAACAUCGACCCCGGGGCACUAGCCUGCAGCCCCCACCAUUAUAGUGGCCAGUCCGAUACGACCAUGUAUCUAUCGCGGGGCCCUUUCGUUCUCGUAUCUGCCACAGCUUCUUCCUGUUCCUUCUUCAACACCGCAUCUUGUGUUGUUUCGGCUGUUUGCCAAAAGAAACGUACUGGCAGUCUAACAUGUCGCUUAAGUCCGACCUCAUAAUCGACGCGUCGAAGUUCGACCGCGAAACAAUUGACAAACAAACCCUAGAGUUCAACCAGAAACUAAUCAAGAUAUGGGCGGACGGUCCUAGGUGGUAUGAGGUCGGAGCUGCCGAGUACCGUAAGCUUCGUUGGGAAGGCAAGACACCAUUGACGAAACCUGUUGUUUUACCUGAAGGCAUCAAUGGUACCUUACCCUCGCGAGAGCUCGGGAGGGACAUACCGUACAGAGUGUUCAAGCCUGCGAGUGGUGUCAGUAAGGGCAUACAUAUGCACAUCCAUGGCGGCGGAUGGGUAUUAAUGUCGGAAGCUUAUCAAGACCCAUACCUGAAAUACAUGGCCGACCACUUCGAACUCACAGUUGUCUCAAUCGGAUACCGCCUCGCGCCCGAAGACCCCUGGCCCGCUGGAGGAGAAGAUUGCUACGAUGCAGCAGAAUGGCUGGUAAAGAACGGCAAGGAAGUCUUCGGCGGGGAGCUGAUGUUUACUGGGGGCGAAUCUGCAGGCGGCCACCUCGCCUGUCUUGUUGCUCUUCACCUCCUGAAGACUACGCCUACGUUUGCGUUCAGAGGCCUUCUCUUACACUUUGGCUGCUUUGAUCUCUCCCUCUUCCUGCCACACGUUCUCCACCACGAAUCGCACCUCGUUAUCGACCACGACGUCAUGACAUCUUACAUCGACGCCCUACUGCCCAACACCUCAGUCGAACAACGUCGAGAUCCAUCUAUCAGUCCAUUUUAUGAGGAUUUGAGGGGCAAGAAGCUGCCGCCGGCGCUGUUUACGUGCGGGAGUGAGGAUCCGUUGCUAGAUGAUACGCUGUGUAUGGGUGCGAAGUGGGGAAUAUGGGGGAAUGAGAGCGUGGUGAAGAUUUACCAUGGCGCGCCGCAUGGGUUUAUUGGGUUUCCGCCGGGGACCAUCAAGGCGGUGCAAGAAGCAUUGGAUGAUACGGAGGUCUUUGUGAAGGAGAGGAUUGAUGCUUGAUGAGGACUAGAAGGAGGCGGAUCCUAUGCAUAGGGAUGUUGUACCGUGAAUACAAUCAGCUUCCUAUGCAUUGAGAGCGCAUACACAAUCUUAAGCGACGCGUGGAGCCCUACCAUAACCGUCGCGUGAAGCUCGAGCACGCGUGCGGUAUCAAGCUUGGGCCUCACUUAACGUCAUGCCACAAGGGUGUUAAGACUGUGCGGGGUAAGGCCGUUAGUACAGCAGCAUAUCACAGAUCACGCACAAAGAGGAUCGAUAUUUUCGUGAAGCAUUUUUGAUUCCGUUAUCGUGAUGUCCACAGUGCGAAUGUGUCAGUCAAAGGCAGACCCCCAGAAGAGGAAGCUAGCCGGUGUUAGAGUGACAAUCGUAGUGCUUUCAAGUGACUCUCAAACAUCUCAAUAUGGGCUUUAGAGCCAUUGACCAGCACCCCACAGCAUUCCUCAAU